AAAAGUAAAUCGUGUAUCGGAACGUGCCCAUACCAGCCAGUUACUAUCUUUCGUUUUACAUCUUUCUUUCCGUUUUGCUAAUAUUGUUCACGACAUCACGAAAUAGAAAUGAUAGCGCGUCAAAACUUGUUGUUGUAGUGUUUCAAGAUCUUUGUGUGGUUUUAUAACAAAAUUCGUGUAAUCUACCCAAAUUAGAGAACAAUCAGUCACCAUGUCGAACUUUCAGGGUAUGCUGGCAAUUAAAAGGGAGGUUCUUAUUGCAGGAAAAUAUAGGAUUAUUAGGAGAAUCGGUGGUGGUUCAUUCGGUGAUAUUUAUCUGGGAAUAAACACCGCUAAUGGCGAGGAGGUAGCAGUGAAAAUAGAAAACAUUAAGGCAAGGCACCCUCAGCUUCUAUAUGAGAGCCGAGUAUAUAAAAUGCUCCAAGGGGGCAUUGGAAUACCACAUAUAAGAUGGUAUGGAUACGAAAAGGACCACAACAUCCUCGUGAUGGAUCUGCUGGGGCCUUCUCUCGAAGAUCUCUUCAACUUCUGCUCGCGACAGUUCACCAUCAAGACUGUUCUCAUGUUAGCCGAUCAAAUGCUGGGCCGCGUUGAGUUCAUUCACUGCAAGUGUUUCAUCCACCGCGACAUAAAGCCGGACAACUUCCUAAUGGGUAUCGGCCGGCACUGCAACAAGCUCUAUAUGAUUGACUUCGGACUCGCCAAGAAGUUCCGUGAUCUCCGCACCCGCGCCCACAUAUCCUACCGCGAGGAUAAGAAUUUGACUGGCACGGCGCGCUACGCGUCCAUCAACGCUCACCUCGGCAUCGAGCAGUCGCGGCGGGACGACAUGGAAUCGCUCGGAUACGUACUUAUGUACUUUAACAGGGGCUCUUUGCCAUGGCAGGGACUGAAAGCUAUAACAAAGAAGCAGAAAUACGAGAGAAUUAGCGAGAAGAAGAUGUCGACGCCCGUCGAAGUGCUAUGCAAGGGCUUCCCGGCUGAGUUUGCGAUGUAUUUAAAUUACUGCCGCGGGCUUACAUUCGACGAGGCGCCAGACUACAUGUAUCUCAGACAGCUGUUCCGCAUCCUUUUCCGCACGAUGAACUACCAGUACGACUACACGUUCGACUGGACGAUCCUGCGGCAGCGCAAGCAGACCAUGGAGGCGGGCGCAGCCGCCGCCGACCGCCGCUCGCCCUCCGUGCAGCGCCGCGCGCAGCAGCCGCCGCAGCCGCCGCCCAACAACGAGUGAAAACGAGUGAGGCGUUCGGCGGCUACGAGCGGUCCGGCGAGAAAGAGAACGCGAUAGCAUCCGAAAGCGCCCCACGUGUGUGUUUGUGUGUCGCCGGCCGCGCUUGCUGCACACUAAUCACUUGAACCAGAUUAAGCCUAAAAUAAACCAAUAAACACUAACCCAGAAACUCUAGAAAUACGGAUUUUCAGUCUAAAUUCCAGAAAGGUUGACUUAGGACUCGAGUGCAUGAAAGUUUCGGUUUUAUUAAACUCAAAUCGAGGAAAUUUUAUAAUCUUGAAGUUUUAAUUUCACGGGAACAUGAGAAUUGUGACUUCUAAAGUAGACAGUUAUGCCUAUAGUCAAGGUGCCCUUGGUUUGCUUUACGUUCUCAAGUUUAGGGUAUUAAAUAAAACGAAAUAAUUACUUUUACUUGCAUAAUUACAACCAAAUAUUAACGUUAAAAUCGUAAAAUACCUAAUUUUUACGCCUUAAAGUGACGAAAUCGAGUUUUGCAUUUUCAAGUAAAAGUCCAUAGCCUGAGCUCCUGUAAGCAUUCAAGAUUUUUCAUACUAAUAAAAAUGCGAAAGUUUGGAUGGAUCGUUAGAGUUUGUAGCCUAAACUGCUGAACAGAUUUCGAUGGAAGUCUGGAAAAACACACAGGCUAAUCAUUUUUGUUUUAUUUAAUUCCACGCGCACAGAGUCGCGGGCGAAAGCUAGUAAGUUUUUUUUUGUUACGUUGGACCACGGGCCCCGAAUCAAUGGGUACCGUAGCAUUUGCUUCUCUUACUAUGCUAUUACGGCAAUAUUGCAGGUUUUCGACUAUUGUAUGGAUGUUUUGUAUGGAUCGCUAGUAAAUUGGUUGACCAUAUAUUUCUAACAAAGGUUUUCUAAACGGUUAGUCAGUUUUAGGAAGUUAUUGUGAUUUUGGUAACGAUAUAUACAAAAUAAUUGAAAUACAAUUUAUAUACUCGUAAAGGGAUGUGUUUUUGGUUGUUUUUGGCUCAAUUUGAUUCAGUGCAGUGAUGCUGAUGCAGGCGUCGAACGCUAUUAUGAAAUAUAAACCUUAUUUCUAACAGAGGCCUUUUAAGUUAACGAUCUAAAAAUUAUAUUAAAUAAUUUUUAUAAUUAAAAAAAAAUUGCAACUAAUUCAGUGUAUUUCCUACACAGAAAUGUUUUUUUUAUUAUAAUUUUAAAGUGUGCGUCGAUGGACUGCUAUAUUUUAUAUAAAUAUAAAAAAAAUGUAUAAGAACAGUUGUCUAAAUGCGACGGACAAAUUGGUUCUUAGUUAAUGUAGUAACCUGAAUUAACUUAGGUUUUUUUUUUCUUCUAAGUACUCGAUGUUAGUUUUCCUAAUUAGCUAGUGUUACAAAAACUUUAUUAAAUUAGUAUUUUAGCGGUUUUUACUUGGCAUGUGUUGCCAAAUGUAAUAAUAUCCGUUUUUAGAAGCGAAUUAUUGGCUAAAAAGUAAUAAAUGUUCAUUAAAAUUAUCGAUUAACUAAUAAUAGGUUUCUGUAAUGCGAGGAUGAAAAAAAAAUAUGGAAAAACUAAAAAAAAAAUAAGUUAGUCAUAAGCGACCAGUUUUGCUACCGAUUGGCAAAACAUUUUUUUCGGCCGAUCGACUAAAUUGUACAUAGACCCGGCCGAUCGGUUUGCAAUUUGGUAAUAUUUUGUAUUUACGUUUAUUUCGAAGUUUUACGGCAAAUUGUAAAUAUCAGACGGUGUUCACUUCAGUGUUUUUUUAAUGAACACGUAGUUUUAAGGUGAAUCGCGGCACCCGCCACCCUUCCAUUACCCUUCCCGUUCCCCUACCCUGCACGAUUACAUUAGCGAUAUUUUUGUAUGACCGAUACAGUAAGUACGAAGGUAAUCGUUAUAUUAAGACGGGUGUCGCAAGAAAUUUAAAAUAAUGUGUGAUUGAGUGGAAAGGGGACAAGCAUUUAUUACGACCAAAAUACUGCACUCUGAGAUUACUGACAUCUACACUAAUCCUUAAUGUAGGUUACCGGACUAAUGUAUGAGGUCAGAAAAGAUUUUUAAUAAAAUAAAAUUUCAGUACAUUUUAACCAAGUGUAUCCUAAAUUAUAUAAAGGUCCAAAUAAAUAUGAAUUUGCGGUUAAAUGCGACGAAUGUAAAGACAAUGCAUUCACAAAUACUGUUUUAACUUAUGAUUUUGAUGGUUUGGUUUGCUUGUACCAAAGAUUUUUAUUUAAAAAUAUAAACUGAAAAUGCUCCAAUUUGACUUUACAGCUAUCAGCUCUCUGUUCAUGAUAUACUUGAAAAAUAGAAUUCUUAAUUUCUACGCAUUUUUCUCCUUCCAUACUAUAUCACUGCCAUCUCUAAACCUUCGCAAUUUUCAUUUAAAAAACGCGCCAUUUUUGACAGCUGUCAUUGCAACUAGUGAUGUGAAUCGAUUUAUCGAAAACGCAAAAAAUCUGAUUAUUACAUUAAAGCUUCAAACAAGAUAGUGGUAUAAGGGUCCAAGUAUUAUUGAAUACUCAGUCCUUUUAAGUUGAGUCGCUGUGCGAAAGUAUGAAUUUAUAAAGAACUAAAUAGUAUAGAAAAAAUAUCUAUAACUGGUACGAAUGAAAAAGAAGCAAAGUCCCAAGACCGUUUAUAAUUAAAACAUCAAUUCUGAAAUCAUAGACUGACAUAUUUCAAUGAGGUUUUUUUUACCGCAAGUAUAAGAGCCUGUCCCACCAAAUUGUAAAUUAACAAUCCAACGUAAAAUAUGUGAUGGAAAUGUCGGAUUUUGUUACCUUAUCUGAUAGUGACGUCAUUUCAAGCUAUCUGAGCCUCUAUCAGCCAGUGUUGGGACAGGCCCUAAAUCUAGUAAAAUAAAGCAAGCACUGAAAUCGACCAAAUCUUUCAUUUCGCCUUGUGAUAUAAUGGAUCUCAAUAUUCCUUGCAAGAGAUGAAGUUUUCAAAAUAUAUCAAAUACAAUCUUGUCCCCGAUCGAGUAAAUGUGCUGCACUUAAUAAUAAAAUAAUAAAUGUAAUUGUAAAAUA
This is a messenger RNA of Papilio polytes (common Mormon), 4221 nucleotides long. It is a transcript of the gene CKIalpha, whose product is annotated as casein kinase I isoform alpha-like. Lineage: Eukaryota; Metazoa; Arthropoda; Insecta; Lepidoptera; Papilionidae. Gene Ontology annotation, biological process: peptidyl-serine phosphorylation; negative regulation of canonical Wnt signaling pathway; signal transduction. Gene Ontology annotation, cellular component: cytoplasm; nucleus. The coding region runs from base 212 to 1234 and encodes 340 amino acids. The transcript has 9 exons. The record is from RefSeq and is a predicted model, not a curated record. Gene Ontology annotation, molecular function: protein serine/threonine kinase activity; ATP binding.